Penicillium lagena is the source of this 606-nucleotide messenger RNA. Its product is annotated as NEDD8-conjugating protein UBC12. The record is from RefSeq and is a predicted model, not a curated record. The transcript has 3 exons. NCBI's taxonomy places the organism in Eukaryota, Fungi, Ascomycota, Eurotiomycetes, Eurotiales, Aspergillaceae. The coding region runs from base 1 to 606 and encodes 201 amino acids.
AUGGUCGAUGGUAUGUAUGGCGCCCAGCCAUCUCCUGGCUCGAACCCGAAGAAAUGCUCACCCCCAGUGCAGAAACAGCAACAGCAGCAGGCUGAAAAUGCCGAUGGCGGUGCAGGAAAGAAAAAGAAGAAGGUCACGGCGGCGCAGUUGCGCGUGCAGCGAGAUCUCCAAGAACUCACACUGGGAAGCACGAUGAAAAUGUCCUUCCCAAACCCUGAUGACAUCCUCAACUUCACCCUGACCAUCGAGCCGGAUGAGGGCAUGUACAAGGGCGGCGUCUUCCACUUCAGUUUCGCCGUCAACCAGAAUUUCCCGCACGAUCCGCCCAAGGUCAAGUGCACGCAGAAGAUCUACCAUCCCAACAUCGAUCUGGAGGGCAAUGUGUGCCUGAACAUUCUGCGGGAAGACUGGAAGCCCGUUUUGAAUCUCAAUGCCGUCAUCGUGGGCAUGCAGUUCCUCUUCCUCGAACCCAACGCUUCCGAUCCCUUGAACAAAGAAGCCGCCGAUGACCUCCGCACGAACCGGGACGCUUUCAAACGGAAUGUUCGCUCCUCCAUGGCCGGCGGGUCCGUCCGAAGCGUCUCGUAUGAGCGGGUGCUGCGGUAG